Aureococcus anophagefferens is the source of this 507-nucleotide messenger RNA. RefSeq lists its product as hypothetical. Gene Ontology annotation, molecular function: protein binding. The transcript is spliced from 3 exons. Gene Ontology annotation, cellular component: cytoplasm; nucleus. The annotation marks the transcript as partial. NCBI's taxonomy places the organism in Eukaryota, Pelagophyceae, Pelagomonadales, Pelagomonadaceae. The record is from RefSeq and is a predicted model, not a curated record. Gene Ontology annotation, biological process: regulation of barbed-end actin filament capping.
GACAUCAACGCCAAGGACGCUUCGGGCGCGACGCCCCUCAUCUACGCCGCGCGCGCGGGCCACGUCGAGACCAUCCAGUACCUCGUCGACAACGGCGGCGACGUCUCCGAGGCCGGCUACGGCGGCCUCCUCCCGCUGCACCACGCGAUCAACCACAUGAGAGAGCCGACGUGCACGCUCCUCCUCGACCUCGACGCGAACCCCAACGCCGGCGACGAGCACGGCGCCACGGCCCUCCACUUCGCCGCCAUGGCGGGCGCGCUCAACGCGCGUUUUCCCGGCGCCCGCGUGCUCGUGCGGCUCAUCGAGAAGAACGCGGACGUCAACGCGGCGACGAAGACGGGCACGGUGCCCCUCCACCGACGGUUUCUUUUUUUUCACGUUCAACGUCGACCCAGGUACGGCGCGGAGCUCGACGCGCAGGACGCGUCGGGCAACACGGCGCUCCACUACGCGGCCAUGAUCGGCUUCCCGACCUUCGUCAACGCCCUCCUCAAGAACGGCGCG